Messenger RNA from Leptosia nina, 1110 nucleotides. The record is from the annotation of a GenBank genome assembly. NCBI's taxonomy places the organism in Eukaryota, Metazoa, Arthropoda, Insecta, Lepidoptera, Pieridae.
AUGGAUGGAUCACUCUUGCCAGCAAUUCAAGAACCACCUAUAAAAAAAAUUAAGCCAUCCACAAACAUGACAAUAAAUUUUUAUUUGAAUGAAGUGACAAGUUCGAAAACACCAUUAAAGGUGGUACUAAAUGAUGAUAUUUCUGAAUCCUUGCCGUUAAUUGAGGUUUACACUGGACACAUCCAAAACCCGAAAGAUAUAUCAAAGACAGUACUCCUGUUAAAUGAAAAAUUACCGAUAAAAGAAUUACAGCACUUAAAGAGGGUAAAAAAGCAGGAUAUUUUCCUUUGUCCAAUUACUUACACAAAUGAAAUGACAAUUCAGGAGUACCUAAAAAGCUUAGACGACAGUUUUGCAGAUAUUUUUGAUUCAUUUGCAGUGAUCCAUGUUCCCAAACAGCCCCCGAAACUAAAGAAACAAUUUGAAGACACGAAAGAGUAUUGGCCUUGUAACUUUCACCCAGACAAAUAUCUAGAAAAGCUUUUCAGUGAUAAUUUUUUUACCCAAGAGGAGAGUAACAUGCAUAGAAAGUAUAUGUAUAUUGCCCUUCUUAAUGCUAAAUGGUACGUCAUGAAUGAUGCGUCCAUACAUGAUGUUCCUAAUGUAACUCUUGUGGUAGAUCCUAUUAUUGCCAGUGUUGUAGCGGUUGCUACAGAUAAUAGAAAAAAACACCCAACACAACACUCCACAAUGCUGGCCAUAGACAAUGUUGCCAGGACACAAAAUGGAGGUGCAUGGUCUCCAGACUGUGAAUUAGAUGAAGAGACAAUGAUUCCUAAUAGUUUGUUGCAAUGUUUGAAAGCGGAAAUGCCUGAGAUUAAUUUUGGACAUAGGAAGUUUAAGAGCAAUCGAGUUACUGAUGAUAAUAAUAGUGGAACUGAAAAUAAUGAGACAUCUAGUCUAGAUAGUCCCUAUCUAUGUACUGGCUACUAUAUCUAUAUGUUAAGAGAGCCAUGUGUCAUGUGCUCAAUGGCUUUAGUUCAUGCAAGAGCGAAAAGGAUAUUCUUUUGUGUAGAUAAUGAAAGAGAUGGUGGAUUGAAAUCUAAAGUUAAAUUGCAAACGGUGAGCUCGCUAAAUCACCGUUUUGAGGUGUUUACUGGUUUUUUAUAG